Ananas comosus (pineapple) is the source of this 1403-nucleotide messenger RNA. Its product is annotated as protein STRICTOSIDINE SYNTHASE-LIKE 6-like. Bases 170 to 1240 code for a protein of 356 amino acids. Gene Ontology annotation, molecular function: strictosidine synthase activity. The record is from RefSeq and is a predicted model, not a curated record. Gene Ontology annotation, biological process: biosynthetic process. The transcript is spliced from 6 exons. Lineage: Eukaryota; Viridiplantae; Streptophyta; Magnoliopsida; Poales; Bromeliaceae.
UCCAAAAAAAAUCUCUUUUUUAGGAUAUUAGUAAGGAUAUUGUUUGUCAGUUUCCUAAAAUCCGAAUUCGUGCUACAGCCUCCCUAGUACAAUCCCCAGCUUAGUGUUAUUUCGUCAAAUACAAGGAGAUCAAAAAUAAUUUUAGUAAAAAAAAAAAGAAAAGAAAAGAAUGGGGAGCUUGUUGUUCAUAGCCACGGCGGUUCUCGCCGUGGCACUGGGCCUCGUCUUCCACGUCGCCGUCAACUCCCCCAUCUCCCCACUUCCUCUUACUUUUCCCUCCUCCACCUUACAAUUCCCUUCUAAUGAUCUGCUCCAGAGGGUGGAUAAGAUGGGGGAAGGUGUAUUGGAGGGUCCAGAGGACGUGUGCGUCGAUGAUGAGGGUACACUGUACACCGCAACGAGGGACGGUUGGAUCAAGCGGAUGCACCCAAUCAACGGCUCCUGGGAGAGUUGGACGCUGAUCGGAGGGCCGUCGCUCCUCGGGCUCGCCAUAUCAACGGCUGGCGAUCUGCUUGUUUGUGAUGCUGAUAUGGGGCUGUUAAAGGUGUCAAAGGAUGGAGUGGUGACUACUCUUGCUUCUGAAGUUGACGGUGCUAAGAUCAGAUUUGCCGACGAAGCGAUUGAAGCUUCAGAUGGCAGUGUGUACUUCAGCGACGCUAGCGACAAAUUUGGGCUCGACGAUUGGUUUCUCGACGUCCUUGAAGCUCGACCGCACGGCCGUCUCCUCAAAUACGACCCGAUCGCCAACAAAACUUCCGUCGUACUCUCUGAUCUGUGCUUCCCCAACGGCGUCGCCCUCUCUGCAGACCAAGAUUUCUUGAUUGUGUGUGAGACUUGGAGGUUCAGGUGCUUGAAAUAUUGGCUAAAGGGAGAGCACAAAGGCGAGACCGCGAUUUUCAUCGACAACCUCCCCGGCGGCCCCGAUAACAUUAACCUGGCGCCGGAUGGAUCAUUUUGGAUUGCCCUCCUCAGUUUGAGAUCGAAGGGGCUCGAUUUGAUCCACCGAUCCCCCGUGGCCAAGAGAGUACUUGCAAUGUUUCCGACACUACGAGAGCGCGUAAAACCGAUGGUGAGCAGAGCAGCGGUUGUUAACGUCGGGGCGGACGGAAAGGUCAUAAGGAUGCUUGAUGAUUCGAGUGGAAAAGUUUUGUCGUUCGUCACCUCGGCAGUGGAAUAUAAGGGUCAUCUGUUCCUCGGUAGCCUAUCGACGAAUUUCGUAGGGAAAUUGCCUCUAAAAUGAGGUCAUAUUACUAUACAAAUAUCAUAAAUAUGUAAUAUAGAAGAAACCUUUCUAUCAGAACGUACUUUUUAUAUGCAUCAUUUCCUAUGUUAAAGUUUAUUUUACGUGAAUUGAAAGGACCAUGAAGUAAAAUCCAACAGCAGAAAAUAAGUUGAUCUUGUAA